AUGGAUCUCGCGGCGAGAUGUUUGCUUCUCCUAACCUGUCUCGGCGUGAUACUGGCCAUCGAUUUGGAAGCGAUCGACCUGAGCUACUUCGUGGAGCCCGCUGCCACAUCAGAUGUGCUCGACUACAAGGAUCCCUGCAAAGCUGCUGCCUUUCUGGGAGACAUAGCUCUGGAUGAGGAGGAUUUAAGAUCAUUUAAAGUGGAUAGAAUCAUAGAUUUGGCCAGCAGAACAGUCCAGACUGUUAACCGCACAAACUCAGGCUCAAGCAAUCAAAAUAGCCCAAACAGACAAGUCUCUCGCCGUAGGAAACGGGCUGCCACGUCCAGACCAGAGCGUGUUUGGCCUGAAGGCGUUAUUCCAUAUGUCAUCAGUGGUAAUUUUAGUGGCAGCCAGCGAGCUAUAUUCCGCCAAGCCAUGCGGCACUGGGAGAAGCACACCUGCGUGACCUUUAUCGAGAGGACACAGGAGGAGAGCUACAUUGUCUUCACCUACCGACCAUGUGGGUGCUGCUCUUACGUGGGCCGCCGUGGAGGAGGCCCCCAAGCUAUUUCCAUCGGGAAGAACUGUGACAAAUUUGGCAUUGUGGUGCAUGAGCUGGGUCACGUGAUCGGGUUUUGGCACGAACACACACGGCCCGAUCGAGACGAACAUGUCAGCAUCAUCAGGGACAACAUUCAGCCAGGACAAGAGUACAACUUUUUAAAAAUGGAACCCGGGGAAGUGGAUUCUUUGGGUGAAAUCUACGAUUUUGACAGUAUCAUGCACUACGCCCGCAAUACAUUCUCCAGGGGCAUCUUCCUGGACACUAUCCUGCCGCGCUACGAUGUGAACGGCGUGCGACCACCCAUUGGCCAGAGAACUAGACUUAGCAAAGGGGAUAUCGCACAGGCUCGCAAACUCUACAAAUGCUCCAGAUGUGGGGACAGUUUACAGGAUAGCAGUGGGAAUUUUUCCUCUCCAGGUUUUCCCAAUGGCUACUCAGCUUACAUGCACUGCAUCUGGAGAAUAUCAGUCACACCAGGCGAAAAGAUCAUUCUGAACUUCACCUCUAUGGAUCUAUACAGAAGUCACCUGUGUUGGUAUGACCAUGUGGAAAUCAGGGAUGGAUAUUGGAGGAAGGCGCCCCUUAAAGGACGAUUUUGCGGCGACAAACUCCCGGAGCCAAUCAUCUCCACCGACAGCCGUCUGUGGAUCGAGUUCCGCAGCAGCAGCAACUGGGUGGGAAAAGGUUUCUCUGCCGUUUAUGAGGCCAUCUGCGGUGGGGAGGUGAAGAAGGACAGUGGCCAGAUUCAGUCCCCUAACUAUCCCGAUGACUACAGGCCUAACAAAGCGUGUGUUUGGAAGGUCACUGUAGCUCAGGGCUACCAUGUGGGCCUCACCUUCCAGUCCUUUGAAAUUGAGAGACACGACAGUUGUGCUUACGACUACCUGGAGGUGCGUGACGGAAACUCUGAAAACAGCCCCCUUCUAGGACGAUUCUGCGGCUAUGACAAACCAGAUGACAUCAAAACCAGCUCCAACCAGCUGUGGAUGAAAUUUGUUUCAGAUGGUUCCGUCAACAAGGCCGGAUUUGCAGCUAACUUCUUCAAAGAGAUGGAUGAGUGCUCCAAGCCGGACAACGGUCGCUGUGAGCAACGCUGUCUCAACACGCUGGGCAGUUACAAGUGUGCCUGUGACCCGGGCUAUGAGCUGGCUGCUGACAAGCGCAGCUGUGAGGCUGCCUGCGGAGGCUUCAUCACCAAGUUGAACGGCUCCAUCACCAGCCCCGGUUGGCCCAGAGAGUACCCCCCCAACAAGAACUGCAUCUGGCAGCUGGUGGCCCCCACACAGUACCGCAUCACUCUGCUCUUUGACGUCUUCGAGACUGAGGGCAAUGACGUUUGCAAGUACGACUACGUUGAGGUGCGCAGCGGACUGUCAGCAGACUCCAGGCUACACGGGAAGUUCUGUGGCGCCGAGAAACCCGAAGCCAUCACUUCUCAGUACAACAACAUGCGCAUCGAGUUCAAGUCUGACAACACGGUCUCCAAAAAGGGCUUUAAAGCGCAGUUUUUCUCUGACAAAGACGAGUGCUCCAAGGAGAACGGCGGCUGUCAGCACGAAUGCGUCAACACGUUCGGAAGCUACAGCUGCCAGUGCAGGAGUGGUUUUGUGCUGCACGAGAACAAGCAUGACUGCAAAGAGGCUGGCUGUGAUCACACAGUGACCAGUGUGAGCGGUACCAUCACAAGUCCCAACUGGCCGGAUAAAUAUCCAAGCAAAAAGGCCUGCACCUGGUCACUUACCACCACGCCAGGCCACCGCAUUAAAAUAGCUUUCAAUGAAAUCGACAUGGAGGCUCACCUGGAAUGCGCUUACGACCACAUCGAGAUCUACGACGGCAAAGACGGCAAAGCGCAAACACUCGGUCGCUUCUGCGGCACCAAGAAGCCGCAGCCCAUCACGUCUAGCGGCAAUAAGCUCUUCAUCCGCUUUUUCUCCGACAGCUCCGUGCAGAAGAAAGGCUUUGAGGCCUCCCACACGGCAGAGUGCGGCGGUCGCCUGAAGGCUGAAGUCAAGACCAAGGAUCUGUUCUCCCACGCCCAGUUCGGGGACAACAACUACCCCGGCGCGUCCGACUGCCAGUGGGUAAUCUCUGCCGAGAAGGGCUACGGCGUGGAACUCAUCUUCCAAACCUUCGAGAUCGAAGAGGAGGCAGACUGCGGCUACGACUACAUGGAGCUCUUUGACGGAGCCGACACCAAGUCUCCGCGCCUCGGACGUUACUGUGGUUCAGGGCCCCCUGAGGAGAUCUACUCCGCCGGCGACUCCGUGGUGAUCAAAUUCCGCUCUGACGACACCAUCAACAAGAAAGGAUUCCACGUGCGCUACACCAGCACCAAAUUCCAGGACACUCUGCACUCGCGCAAGUGA
This is a messenger RNA of Nerophis lumbriciformis (worm pipefish), 2913 nucleotides long. NCBI's taxonomy places the organism in Eukaryota, Metazoa, Chordata, Actinopteri, Syngnathiformes, Syngnathidae. The record is from RefSeq and is a predicted model, not a curated record.